GAAUUGUCAGAUGUUCAAUGGUUCUGGAAAGUGAAAUCCUUCACUCCAUCUUGCUCUAUCUAUUUACUAUAUUCCCAUGGGGUUAGGGUUCUAUUCUACCCCUACUAAUUGUCUCAGAGCUCAGUCUUUCUCUGUCUUAGGAUAUCUUAUUUAUCUCCAGACCUCUUUUUUGCCUACACCACAAUUCUGCCUCAGCAGUCCCAAGACAUCCCAUCUGUUCCAAGACAACUCCUUGUUUGUUCCAAAACACCCCUGUCUGCUCCAUGACCUUUCCCUGUCUGCUUUGAUGCAUUCCUAUCUGCUCAAGACUCCUCCCUGUCUACCUGAGAUACCGCAGCGUGUUCCAGGAUUUUCUGCCAAAUGACCUGUUCUCUGGCUUCCAGCUUCCCUAAGCCCUGACUGUGGAUUGACACUAUUCCACAAAUCAAGUUGUGCGGAAAUGAAUGUGGGGGAAAGAGUUUGCAUUUUAGGGACUAAGUGUACGAGUUUCUAUUCAGUCUUAUUCCACUUCUGAUCACCCCUGCAGGUCGAGGCCUGUUCCAAACAUUGCAGUUCAGAAUACGGGCAAUGUCUACUGCUAUGCCCUCGUACAAUUUUGAGACUCUGCAUGUCUCGCAAGCAAGAGACAGUGUGCUGCAUGUGGAAUUGAACAGACCCAAGAAGAGGAACGCAAUGAACGACAUGCUUUGGAGAGAGAUGGUGGAAUGCUUUAAAAGAAUCGCCCAUGACACUGACCACAGAGUUGUUGUUGUAUCAGGAGCUGGAAAAAUGUUUACUGCAGGAAUUGAUCUGAUGGACAUGGCUGGAGACGUAUUGCAGCCUCCAGGAGAUGAUACAGCAAGGAAGGCCUGGCACAUGAGGAACAAGAUUCUUCAAUAUCAGGAGAGCUUUAACGUGAUAGAAAAGUGUCCUAAGCCAGUCAUUGCAGCAGUCCAUAAUGCGUGCAUUGGAGGAGGUGUAGAUUUGAUUACUGCCUGUGACAUUCGGUUAUGCUCUCAGGAUGCCUAUUUCCAGGUGAAGGAAGUAGAUAUUGGAAUGGCAGCUGAUGUAGGCACUUUGCAGCGACUGCCCAAAGUUAUAGGAAAUGCCAGUCUGGUGAGCGAACUGGUUUAUACAGCGAGGCAGUUGAUGGCGGAUGAAGCACUGAGCUGUGGUCUGGUGAGCCGAGUCUUUGAAGACAAAGAAGCCAUGUUGGAAGGUGCCUUCGAGAUGGCAUCCGAAAUAGCUAGCAAGAGCCCAUUGGCAGUGCAAGGAACGAAGCUGAACCUGAUUUACUCUAGAGACCACUCUGUUAAGGAUGGUUUGAACUAUAUUGCCACAUGGAACAUGUCAAUGCUACAAACAGAUGACCUUAUAAAGUCAGCCCAGGCUGCAAUGGAGAAGAAGUCCCCCAAAGACGUGCCUUACUCCAAAUUGUGAUGGAAAAGUUUCAACAUAUCUGUUCUCAACUUGCACAAGUAAUUCCUCUAAUUCUGAUUUUGAAAACAAAUAAACUUACAGAACAUUGCCUACUAAAAAAUUAUUUACAAUGCAGCUGCUAUCGGAUCAUUCUUACAUCCUGUGAUUUUAUUUGCCAUUGUUUUCGGCUUUUUGGUUUGUAAAUCCUUCAGUAAUCAUGGUAAUCGUUACAGGGAGAUUGAGGCAUAGUGGUAAUGUCACUGACUAGAAAUCCAGGGAACAUGGAAUCAAAUCUUACAACAGCAGCAGGAAUGGAAUUCAAAUUCAAUUAAUAAAAUUUGGAAUUAAAAAGUCA
Rhincodon typus (whale shark) is the source of this 1753-nucleotide messenger RNA. RefSeq names its product enoyl CoA hydratase 1, peroxisomal (gene ech1). Gene Ontology annotation, molecular function: delta(3,5)-delta(2,4)-dienoyl-CoA isomerase activity. The transcript is spliced from 9 exons. NCBI's taxonomy places the organism in Eukaryota, Metazoa, Chordata, Chondrichthyes, Orectolobiformes, Rhincodontidae. The record is from RefSeq and is a predicted model, not a curated record. Gene Ontology annotation, cellular component: mitochondrion. The coding region runs from base 568 to 1419 and encodes 283 amino acids.